Peronospora belbahrii is the source of this 1026-nucleotide messenger RNA. The record is from the annotation of a GenBank genome assembly. Lineage: Eukaryota; Oomycota; Peronosporomycetes; Peronosporales; Peronosporaceae.
AUGAAAGUUCCGUCUGGUCUUUGGGUGCUUAAGCAAAAGUGGAAUGCUCAUGCCGGUAUGAUGGAUCCAGGACUGAAAAUGUUCUGGCCGGCGUGGAACCGCGUCUCACACAUUGUGACCAAACAGGCAGUGACGUAUUCCAACCCUGUGCGCGGAUGUCCUACAUCUGAUAACGUGAUGGUCGAUAUUGACAUUUCCAUCAGCUUUCAAAUCGGCCCAACAGAGGAUGACGCAUACACUUUUGUGUAUUCGCUAGGAGCGCAUCGCUUUGACGAGUUACUCUACAGUCUCACGGAGGAAGCAAUUCGAGGUCUUGUGCACUCAGUGCGACAUGACCAAGUGCAUGACCUCAGAGAAGAAUUUGCCGUGGGAAUGAAGACCGAUCUAAAUGCCAAGCUCAAGUCUUAUGGCGUCUUUAUCCACAAUGUCAAAGUGACUAAUGUUGAAUUACCACUAAAACUUUCCAAAACACUUGAGGAGACGACGGCGUUCAAGACGCGUAUGGAGGAGCAGGAAAAGAAUCACGAAAACCAGAUGCGAAUCCUGCUAAAUCAGGAGACGCAGAAGCUCACAGCACUGGAGAAGGAGAAUGAGCGAGCGAUUCAAGAUUUGCAGGCUGAAAGUGUUCGUGCAGCGAUCAUUCGAGACGAGCGACGCACGAUCGCCGAAGCGAAGGCUCAGGUCACGAUUGCGGAGCACGUGUCGUCGAAUGAUAACAAGAUCAUGGCAGCAGCAGGUUACAAGGCAGACGCUGUUACGAGCGCGACUGCUAAAGCGAUAACGCGCAAAGCUUUGCCUACGGUAGAGCUCAACAAUCUGAAGACCGACUUUGACCAGUUCGUAAACGGAGCCAAGGUGGAAGCAGAUGCACUAAUCCAGGCUGCUAAAAAAGAGGCGGAAAAAAUCCGGGUAACUGCCGAAGCUGAAGGCACCUCUGCGGCAUACCUGAAAGCCAAACGCGACUUUGACUACAACGAGAAAAGAAGAUACGCAUGGAAGCUGCUCUAUUGGAGGCCGUUCCUCUAG